UUUGUGUCCUUUUGGACAACUCAGUUGACUAUGAAAGAUUAGUGCUACAAUCGUUGCUUCCUGGAGCGAUGGCGUCUUAAGAUUGCUUUAAUCAUCUGCAUCUUUCUCCAAUUCUCCCCGAGCUAUUUUGCGGUUAUAUUUUUUUCUUCGGUUUAGUAUAUGUCAGGCGUUUAGAAGCACUAAGAGUGUGAUCUUGCUAUUUCUCGUUGAGGCGCAAAAAAGAAGUGGUUUAGCGCAUUCCAGAGAGAUUUACUUCUUAAUGCAGCAGUUAGGAGUUAGGGAGGCAACAGAUGGGACAUGAGGUCUCUCCUAGCUUUCUUCAUUGCGAUUUCUGAUUUAGCUGGAUAUAAAAGCCUGGUCAUGUUGAUGAACAAAGGGAGGAAAAUAAGGCACCGAUCUGUUGUCUUCCCCAAGGUUCAGUUGUCGUUAGGUUAUCUGAAAAAAAUGGUCAAUGCAAAUCUGAUGAGUGGGAACCUGGACAAUUCGUUCAGUGCACUCAUGGUUUCUGGUGGCGGCGAGAGUGGACAGGCACAGAAUGGUGGUUUGGGUACCAUCUUAUCAGGUUGGAAGGACCUUCCAAUGGAACUACUUCUGAGGAUCAUAUCAGUAGCUGGAGACGACAGGAUGGUAGUUGUGGCCUCCGGUGUUUGCACCGGGUGGCGUGAUGCGCUAGGAUGGGGAGUCACAAGCCUUUCCUUCUCGUGGUGCCAGGACCACAUGAAUGACUUGGUAAUAUCACUGGCUCACAAAUUUCCAAAGCUGCAAGUUCUUUCACUGCGGCAAAUCAAGCCUCAGCUUGAAGACAGCGCAGUGGAGGCUGUAGCAAAUUAUUGUCAUGAUUUGCGCGAGUUGGAUCUAAGCAGAAGCUUUAGGCUUACUGAUCGGUCCUUGUAUGCUCUGGCGCAUGGGUGUCUUCAUCUUACGAGGCUCAACAUCAGUGGAUCUUCCAAUUUUAGUGAUGCUGCUUUGGUCUACCUCACUAGCCAAUGCAGGAAUCUGAAAUGCUUGAAUCUGUGCGGGUGUGUGAGGGCGGCUUCUGACAGAGCAUUGCAGGCCAUCGCUCGUAACUGUGAUCAGUUGCAAUCUUUAAACCUAGGUUGGUGUGAUAAUAUCACUGACAAGGGAGUGACUAGCUUGGCAUCAGGAUGUCCUGAACUUAGGGCUGUGGACUUGUGUGGCUGUGUUCUAAUAACAGAUGAAAGUGUGGUUGCUCUCGCGAACGGGUGCCCUCACCUGCGAUCCCUGGGCCUGUACUACUGCCAGAACAUCACUGACCGGGCCAUGUACUCGCUCGCGGCAAACAGCCGCGUCAGGGGCAAGGGCAUGAGCUGGGACGCAGGCAGGAGCAGCCGCAGCAAAGACGACAAGGACGGGCUCGCGAGCCUGAACAUCAGCCAGUGCACGGCGCUGACGCCCCCGGCUGUCCAGGCGGUGUGCGACUCAUUCCCGGCGCUCCAUACGUGCCCGGAGAGGCACUCCCUCAUCAUCAGCGGCUGCCUCAGCCUCACCUCCGUCCACUGCGCCUGCGCCCUGCACCCGCACCGUGCUGGGCGAGCCAUCCUGUCCAACCAUGCUUACUGAGUGAGGUCCGGCCCCAGUAUGGCGUGAAGUCAUCAAGGGGUUUACUGGCUAGCGCCAUGGAUCGUGGGCUAAGGCUGGGCAGCUUGGAAACGAUCUCGGCUCUGCCCUAAUUGAAUUGUUGCAUAUCACUCGAUCAAUGUAUGACAGAGUUUGUAUCCUGUGUAAACAGCGUAUGUGAAGCAGAACCUUGAGCGGUUGAAGGCUGCUAGAAUGUCUGUCUGUACUCGGGGCAUAAUGACCAAAUGAGUUACCCCUAUCUAUGCAAGCCUUGCAUGUGCAAGUAAUGUAGUUCAGGUAAAACAUUUCGGGCGGUGCUGGAAAAAACAUUGACUCUGGAGUGUUUGGUCGCUUGAUUUUUGACUCUGGAGUGUUUGGUC
Brachypodium distachyon (stiff brome) is the source of this 1958-nucleotide messenger RNA. Its product is annotated as F-box protein SKP2A. Gene Ontology annotation, biological process: SCF-dependent proteasomal ubiquitin-dependent protein catabolic process. The record is from RefSeq and is a predicted model, not a curated record. The transcript is spliced from 5 exons. Gene Ontology annotation, cellular component: SCF ubiquitin ligase complex. Gene Ontology annotation, molecular function: protein binding. NCBI's taxonomy places the organism in Eukaryota, Viridiplantae, Streptophyta, Magnoliopsida, Poales, Poaceae. Bases 298 to 1581 code for a protein of 427 amino acids.